AUUACGAUCACCUGUUUUUGACACAUUCCUUCAAAACAAAUAGAGUAAUUCCUGUCAGUCACCAAUCGUGCCGCAUUUAUGAUUACUAUUCUUGCUAAUUUACAAAAAUGAUACUCUCUCGGGCAAAACCAGCUCUAGGAGCACACGUGGGACAUCAAGCCGCUGCGCAUGCUAACAAGAAAGUACUGCCAAAACUAGAGGAUUUUCUCAACAAGCGUGAUUUUACUGGAGCAAUAACUCUCCUCGAGUUUCAGAGAAACAGCGGCAGUACGAGUGAUGUUACGGACCAGUGGAUUGGAUAUUGUGCCUUUCACCUUGGAGACUACAAACGAGCAUUAAUAGAAUAUGAAAAACUGACUAAACAUCAUAAAAGUCCACAACCAGAGAACUGGAUUAGUUUAGCAUGUUGCUAUUUCUAUCUUGGGAUGUACCCUGAAGCUGAGGAGGCAGCGGAAAAGGCUCCAAAAUCUCCCUUGCGAACAAGGCUGUUUUUCCAUUUGGCGCACAAAUUCAAUGACGAGAAGAGAUUGAUGAUGCACCAUCAGCAGUUAGAGGACGUGAUUGAAGAUCAACUCAGCUUGGCAUCUAUUCAUUACUUACGAUCACAUUACCAAGAAGCAAUUGAUAUCUACAAGCGCAUAUUGUUAGACAACAGGGAAUACCUGGCUCUGAAUGUUUACGUCGCUCUCUGCUAUUACAAGUUAGAUUACUACGAUGUUUCACAAGAAGUUCUAGCUGUUUAUCUCCAACACUAUCCUGAUUCGCCAAUAGCCAUAAAUCUCAAGGCAUGCAAUCACUUCCGUCUGUACAACGGAAAGGCGGCAGAACAAGAGUUAAGAUCUUUACAGGAUGUUACUUCCUCACCACUAACGUUUGCUCAAGAUCUGGUUCGCCAUAACUUAGUUGUCUUCAGGGGCGGAGAAGGAGCAUUGCAAGUUUUGCCUCCAUUAGUUGAUGUCAUUCCAGAAGCAAGGCUCAACCUUGUCAUCUAUUACCUCAAACAGGAUGAAGUUCACGAAGCUUAUGCUCUCCUGAAAGACUUGGAGCCAACAGUACCCCAGGAAUACAUCCUGAAAGGUGUAGUGAAUGCAGCUAUAGGGCAAGAGACUGGAUCACGAGAGAAUUUAAAAGUGGCACAGCAGUACUUCCAGCUUGUUGGUGGAAGCGCCUCUGAGUGCGACACCAUUCCUGGACGUCAAUGUAUGGCAUCCUGCUUUUUCCUCCUCAAGCAAUUUGAUGAUGUUAUGCUUUAUCUCAACUCUAUCAAGUCAUACUUUUACAAUGAUGAUACUUUCAACUUUAAUUAUUCACAGGCCAAGGCAGCGCUUGGAGAUUACAGAGAAGCGGAGGAAGUUUUUCUUCUUAUUCAAAGUGAAAUCAUCAAAAGUGAUUACGUCUUUCUCUCUUGGCUGGCGAGAUGCUAUAUUAUGAACAGCAAACCAAGAUUAGCAUGGGAACUCUAUCUGAAAAUGGAGACUUCUGCAGAGGCUUUCAGUUUGCUGCAACUCAUCGCUAAUGACUGCUAUAAAAGAAAAAUGGGUCAGUUCUACUAUGCAGCCAUGGCUUUUGAUGUCCUCGAGAGGCUGGAUCCUAAUCCAGAAUACUGGGAAGGGAAGCGUGGGGCCUGUGUUGGAAUGUUUCAGAUGAUUAUCGCUGGAAAGGAGCCCAAAGACUCAUUGGGAGAUUUAAUUCUUCAAUUGUUACGCAACACUGCAAAUCCUCAAGUUGAAGGAAUUAUCAGAGUCAUCAAGAAGUGGGCAAAAGACAACCACAUCCCAGUAUAAAGUGUCUGUCACUGUGGCCUUAUGUCAUGAUGAAACCAGAUUUAAAACUAUUUCAUUUUUCUAUUGGCAUAGUAUGUCGAUGUUUAUCCGAGCCUUACAAUAUAUACUAGGAGUACAAUAGUUUCCGUCCAAAUCUGAAAUUAUUUUUCAUAUGCCCAGAUUUUACAAAGUGUAUUGUUAUACCCAUAUAAUGUGAGUAGGUAUAUUUUAUUUGUUGAAUGUCAGCCU
Macrobrachium nipponense is the source of this 2012-nucleotide messenger RNA. It is a transcript of the gene Ttc26, whose product is annotated as intraflagellar transport protein 56-like. NCBI's taxonomy places the organism in Eukaryota, Metazoa, Arthropoda, Malacostraca, Decapoda, Palaemonidae. Gene Ontology annotation, molecular function: protein binding; intraciliary transport particle B binding. The record is from RefSeq and is a predicted model, not a curated record. Gene Ontology annotation, biological process: intraciliary transport involved in cilium assembly; intraciliary anterograde transport. Gene Ontology annotation, cellular component: ciliary base; intraciliary transport particle B; ciliary basal body.